This is a messenger RNA of Papilio xuthus (Asian swallowtail), 1255 nucleotides long. It is a transcript of the gene Ric, whose product is annotated as Ras-related protein interacting with calmodulin. Gene Ontology annotation, cellular component: membrane. Gene Ontology annotation, molecular function: GTPase activity; GTP binding. Gene Ontology annotation, biological process: signal transduction. The coding region runs from base 242 to 904 and encodes 220 amino acids. The transcript has 5 exons. Lineage: Eukaryota; Metazoa; Arthropoda; Insecta; Lepidoptera; Papilionidae. The record is from RefSeq and is a predicted model, not a curated record.
CGCCGCCACUCAAAUUAAAUCAGCUGUCGAUUUUUCUUUAUGAAUAAUUCUUAUUUAAUACUUUUACAAGCAAAUAAAAUGGAUUUUCAGAAACAUUGCAGCCUUUAAAACGUUAAAUCUGAAUAAAGCCAGCAAAGUGGUGUUAGUAUUAGGCGGUGGUCUAUGCCGAUGGGGUGUAGGGAGUGAGAGACGGGACAGCGGUGGCAGCGGGCGCGGCUCGGAGCCCCAGGCAUGCAGCGGCAUGGCCGGCGAGGCUGCGGGCACGUCGCGCGGCCUCCGCGUCUACAAGAUCGUCGUGCUCGGAGACGGCGGCGUUGGCAAGUCGGCGGUAACUCUGCAGUUCGUGAGCCACAGUUUCCUCGACUACCAUGACCCUACUAUCGAGGACUCAUACCAACAGCAGGCUGUCAUUGAUGGAGAACCUGCAUUGUUAGACAUUUUAGAUACAGCUGGCCAGGUGGAAUUCACAGCAAUGCGGGAGCAGUACAUGCGUUGCGGUGAAGGCUUUGUGCUGUGCUACUCUGUGACUGACCGGCGAUCAUUCCGCGCUGCUUCAGAGUACAGGAGGCUGCUGGCACAGGCUCGACCCUCGGAAAGACUGCCCCUAGUCCUUGUUGGGAACAAACUGGAUCUGGCACCAAGGUUUAGACAAGUGACAACAGAAGAAGGCAAUGCAUUGGCCACUCAGCUCGGGUGUCCGUUCUUUGAAACGUCGGCUGCCUUGCGGCACUUUGUCGAUGACGCCUUCCACGCCCUGGUGAGAGAGAUACGACGUCUGGAAAGACAGAGACAGUCUUCGCUAAUGGGUACGGGUAUAUCGAUGAGCGGUGGCAGGCGACGUUGGCGGCGACUGCGCAGCAUUUUCGCGCUCGUUUUCCGACGCCGCAGACGUCAUCACACAUAGCUGACGUCACGCAAUACGUCACCGUGGCUCUCUGACGUCAUACUAUGACCAACUGUUUGAAGUGACCAAAUAUGGAACUAUAGUCGAUAUUCUUCUGAUUAGCUGUAUUAUCGACAGUGGCGCCACUGCUUCAUAGAUUGGUGGGUAAAAUAACCGUGACGUCACACAUUGUGUCACCAGUAUUUUACGUCACCGAUGUCAAUAUGUCCUUUAAAUCUUUGUAAUCCAGUUUGCUAGUCCCAGUUGUUAUAAAUUAUACGCUUUUGUUACGUCAUUUGAAUGCAUUCUAUUUUUAUAUUACUGGAAUAUAGUCAUUUUCUUUUAUUUUCAACUUAAUAAUUCGGCUUUUUU